GCUUUUGACCCGAGAAGAGUGUGUUUAAUGAUAUGACAACUAGUUUUAUAGUUAGUGAAGAGCUAGAUAGAGACGGUUGUCUUAUUGCAAUAGACAACCACAGCGUGAUUCAACCACAGUCCAACCAUAUUAUCGAUAAAACCGAACACGAUACGACACUGUGUGUUUGGGAAAGGGAUGGCGAUUUUAAUUGAAUUGAGUGUAUAAUAUCUGGGUGACUUGGUAUACGUAUUGCCUGUUUGUUGAUAUAGCGUGUGUAUCUCUAUAGAAGGCGGACGAGAUCUAUUAUAUACGUACGUGUCUAUGUUUACCGUAACUUCUUCAACUUAUUCAAUUAUAUCAUAUUCUACUGAGGGAAUUGUAUAUUAAAGUUGCAGUAUAUGUAAGUGUUAUAAUAAGUAAGAGAGAACAUUUUGGAAUAUAUAUAAACAUUAGUAAGGAAUCAACAACGCAGUUUAUGAACAUUCCUAAUGGCCGACAUUAUACAUAAACUGUUCGGCCCUAAGCAUAGUCAUAAACAUGGAGAUAGCAGUAAAAAUGUCGAUUCUGAAGGAUAUACAAAACAACAGCAUGAAUUCUUCAAAGAAUUUUUAGCCAAAGCCAAAGAAGAAUUUACACAAAAAUGGGAUCACCCAGCCCAGAACAAUGCAUGCCUGGAUGAUUUUGAUAGAAUAAAGACAUUAGGUACCGGGUCAUUUGGUCGGGUCAUGUUAGUACAACAUAAAGGAAAUAAAGAUUACUAUGCCAUGAAAAUUCUCGAUAAACAGAAAGUUGUAAAAUUAAAACAGGUUGAACAUACUUUAAAUGAGAAGAAAAUUUUACAGGCAAUUAAUUUCCCUUUUCUAGUGAGAUUAGAAUAUUCUUAUAAGGAUAAUACUAAUUUGUAUAUGGUUUUGGAAUUUGUAACUGGGGGUGAAAUGUUUUCACAUUUAAGAAGAAUAGGCCGAUUUAGCGAGCCCCAUUCCCGGUUCUAUGCAGCGCAAAUUGUCUUGACUUUUGAGUACCUUCACUCUUUGGACCUAGUAUACAGAGAUCUUAAACCAGAAAAUAUACUUUUUGAUACUCAGGGGUAUAUAAAAGUAACUGAUUUUGGAUUUGCUAAACGUGUUAAAGGCAGAACCUGGACGUUAUGUGGCACACCUGAAUACUUGGCACCUGAAAUUAUUCUCAGCAAGGGCUAUAAUAAAGCUGUAGAUUGGUGGGCACUAGGUGUACUUAUCUAUGAAAUGGCAGCAGGAUAUCCUCCAUUUUUUGCUGAUCAACCUAUUCAAAUCUAUGAAAAAAUUGUCUCUGGAAAGGUUAGGUUCCCCUCCCAUUUUAGUGGUGAUUUAAAAGAUUUAUUACGUAAUCUUCUACAAGUUGAUUUAACUAAAAGAUUUGGUAAUUUAAGAAAUGGUGUAAAUGAUAUUAAACAACACAGAUGGUUUAACAGUACUGAUUGGAUUGCUAUUUAUCAGAGAAAGGUUGAAGCUCCAUUUAUCCCUAAACAUAAAGGUGCAGGAGAUACUAGUAAUUUUGAUGACUACGAAGAAGAAGCACUGCGCAUAUCUUCGACAGAAAAGUGUGCAAAAGAAUUUGCCGAUUUUUGAGAUGGCCCUGUUUUUACUAAUCUCAAAUCAUCAUCAUGCAUGGAAUCUUCCUUACGACAGUUCAGUGGUUUUGAUUGGUCUCACUAAGCUGAUGCACGCUAACAUCUGGAACUGUGCAUCGGAUAUAUUGAUUUAUCACAGUGCCAAGUAUACAAUGCUUAUUAUAUAUGUUGUGGAGAAAUCUCACAAGAUUUGGGUAUCUUGGACAGUAGAAUGUUAAAUUUAAUAAAUAAAAAUAAAUGGACUGGACUGUAUAUUGUUUUAUCGGAUGGAACUUAGUGAUGUGUUUUAUUACCACUGUUGUUGCUCAAUUAUAACUUAUCAUAUUAUCAUCUCUUCAUUAAAUGAACACCUCUCUAUUUCUUCAAAUCAAUGUCAUGUGUUCUGAAGGUAACUUCUUAUAAAAGGGAAAAAAAACCAAGUUGGAAUUAUAUUGUACAAAAAAUAUUUGUUGAUUGGACGUGACCAUUUUAUCACGGAUCACAAAGCACCAAUCUUUUUUUUUAGCUUCAUUAAGUAUAGGGUGGUGAGAUUUCCAUAAGUAAUAAUUUUUCAGAUAUAGUGUAUGUACAUUUUAAACACAAAAAACUAAAUAAAUAAGAACGCGUUUCCUGUCUAUAUAUGUGAGUCAGAUGUAUACAUGUGUAUGGUUGUUUGUGUGUUUCAAUUCAUGCUGGUAUUUAAUUUUCUAUAAUAAUGGCACGGAAACACUGCCGAAUAAUUAAGUAAUUUAACUUCAGCAUUUAUAUAUAGAUGUCAUUUUCUACAUCCAUUAAUGGGAUGUGUUAGCAAUGAGACGACGACGACGUGAGAACCUGUAAAUAUCAAAUGUUCUGUUUCCAAUGUGUUUGUUUUUAAUAGUGCUGUUGUACAGUUUCUAGUUAGGAAUUUUAACCCCUCCAUCUUUUUAUUAACAUUUCAAGUUCCAAACUUCAUUGAUUCUUCAUCUUUUAAAAGCAAAAAGAAAAAAGUCUUAAUGAUAACAGUAUUUUGUUGUAGGAUGGAAGACGAUGUUAAUGAUAAAUUUGUUGAUAAUAUUAUUUUUGAAAGUUAAAGAAAUGUAACACUAUCUAUGUACAUGUAUGUAUAAUAAGUAAAGUAUAUUCAAUUAAAAUCGUAUCUAUAUUACCUCUGUCUAGACAUUAUAAUAGGUACUACAAUAAUUCCUAUACAUAUUAUAUAAUAUUUAUUUGCUGAU
This is a messenger RNA of Patella vulgata (common limpet), 2787 nucleotides long. Its product is annotated as cAMP-dependent protein kinase catalytic subunit beta. Gene Ontology annotation, cellular component: nucleus; cAMP-dependent protein kinase complex. Gene Ontology annotation, biological process: peptidyl-serine phosphorylation. The record is from RefSeq and is a predicted model, not a curated record. Lineage: Eukaryota; Metazoa; Mollusca; Gastropoda; Patellidae. The transcript has 12 exons. The coding region runs from base 471 to 1589 and encodes 372 amino acids. Gene Ontology annotation, molecular function: ATP binding; cAMP-dependent protein kinase activity.